Messenger RNA from Episyrphus balteatus (marmalade hoverfly), 981 nucleotides. RefSeq lists its product as uncharacterized. The record is from RefSeq and is a predicted model, not a curated record. The transcript is spliced from 3 exons. The coding region runs from base 293 to 940 and encodes 215 amino acids. Lineage: Eukaryota; Metazoa; Arthropoda; Insecta; Diptera; Syrphidae.
AACAAGUCGAAGGUUGUGCACAUUUUGUUAAAGUACUUGCUGAGGACGGUUGUGGUCAGUUUGUGGUUCAAUAAGCUGUAUGACCUCAUCGAAAUCUUUAGUUCAGUAAAGGAUUAAGCACGGUCAUAUGCAUAUAGAAAGUGAAUAAAUUAUUAGUGCGUGGUUAGAAGCAAAAGAUUGAUUUUGAAUUUUUUGUGAAUUUAAUAAAUAAGUUUAAAAUUAAAGAAAGAUAAGAUUAGCAAACAUUUAUUUAAAAUUAAAAAAAAGAACAGAGCAAAGAAACUUUUUCAAAAUGGGUUGUUCUGGAAGUGCACACAUGGUACCUGCAACUAGUGAUGUUUCAUUGAAACCAACAAUUGCUCCUGCAAAUAAUUCUAUUCCAAAAGAAGAACUUGUCUUGAAAGAUCUGCCAGAUGUUGUUGAGAAAGUUGUCGAUUCAUUGAAAAUAACAGAUUUGAAAACGCUUCAAGAAAAAUUAGACCAAGCUGAGAAUCUAUCAGAAAUCAAAGAAGGUAUUUCAAGUGUUGAAAAAAAUGUUUCGAAACAUAUUCAAGAUGCAAGUAGCAAAAUUUCAAUGGCCCCAGCAGUCAUACAAGGAAUUAUUAUGGACAGUGUUUCUUCAUCUUCAAAACAAUCAGAAUUGGAACAUAUGGAUGAAAUCAAUAAAUUUAAAAUUAAAAAUAGUCCAACAGUUUCAGCUGCUGAUUUAGAUAGCUUAAGAACAUCGUCACCAGAUUCCGAAAUAGAGGAGGCUCUAGCAAAUAAUAAUGAUCAAAAUCCACCAACCCCAAAACCAACAUUUUCUGAACUUCAAAAUCUUGUGGUUGGUCCAGUUAAUAACAUGUUAAAAAGUUUUGCUAAACCAUCCGAAGCACAAGUUGUAGAGAAAAAUCCAGCUUCUGAUAAUUCUGACAACACUUUUCUUGAGGUUUUAAAAUAAAUCAAUGUUAAUAAAUUAAUGUAAAUACCAUUUUAUUGUAC